AUGCAGAAGUUCCUUGUUCUUUUGGCUGCUGCCUCCUCGCGGUCGCCGACCCGAUCUACUGCUGGUCUCGAGCGUGCGCAAUGCCUGAAGAAUGUUUUCGGUCCCAGCUCAGGAUACGACAUUGGUCAUAUUAUGGCUGAGACUCCCAAGAGCAGCGGAAAGCGUCAACGCCCUUAUGACACUGUCGAACCUCUUGCUGAGGAACUAGGCCUUACUGUCGAUACAUCCUGCGGCAAGACGGAUUACAGCUGCGUGAAGGAUGUUGUGAAAGCCUACGACGGCGAUGGAAACAUUCUUAUUUGCUGGGAGCACGAUGCACUCACUGAUAUCGUGAAGGAACUUGGUGAUGACGACGCACCUGAUUAUCCCGAUGAUAGCUUUAACAUUAUUUGGACGGAUCCCUCUCCUUAUACUAGCAUUACGGCUGAGACUAGCGAGAAUUGCCCUGGACUGGAUUCUUAG
This is a messenger RNA of Penicillium longicatenatum, 462 nucleotides long. RefSeq lists its product as uncharacterized. The record is from RefSeq and is a predicted model, not a curated record. The transcript is spliced from 3 exons. NCBI's taxonomy places the organism in Eukaryota, Fungi, Ascomycota, Eurotiomycetes, Eurotiales, Aspergillaceae. Bases 1 to 462 code for a protein of 153 amino acids.